UCUCUCCCUCUCUCUCUCUUAUUUUUUUAUUUAUUUUAUUUUUUUGGCCUUGUCCUGUGUGGUGGCUGCGAUUUUGGGCAAUUCAUAGCAGGAACUUGGAAAUGAUUCUAGUCUAAUGGACGUAGGCUACGGAUCCGCUACACUUUUAUGCUUUAUCCAGCCGAUUGGAAUGCAAGGACGAUGGUUUUUACCUGCUGUGUUUUUUUGCUGAAAUCCGUCGGGUUCAAACGCGCGUAGAAACCCUCGACUGACAAUCGGAGGACGCAUUUAAACGCGGAUUUCUUAUUUUAGGUGUGAUGAGACAAAGGAACAAAGGAUGCCUUAGAGGAGAGGUUGCCUAUAUGCCUGGAAACCUCUUCAAAGCACACCGCCAAAUGGAUCUAACGCCUCCCCCUGCCACCUCUAGAUCAUGAUACUUGGCUGAAGCUAUUCCGCUAUCUUUAUGAUCCCUCCUCCAUCUAUGGCGAACUAUAGCCAUGCAGGGGACCACACCAUCUUGCAAAAUGUCUCUCCUCUCGCCACGUUCCUCAAACUGACCUCUCUGGGUUUCAUCAUUGGAGUCGGUGUGGUUGGAAACCUCCUGAUCUCCAUCCUGCUGGUCAAAGACAAGAGCCUGCACCGGGCGCCCUACUAUUUUCUGUUGGACCUGUGCGCCUCUGACAUCCUGCGCUCCGCCAUCUGCUUCCCCUUUGUCUUCACCUCGGUCAAGAAUGGAUCUGCCUGGACCUAUGGCACGCUGACCUGCAAAGUGAUCGCCUUCCUGGGUGUGCUGUCCUGUUUCCACACGGCGUUUAUGCUGUUCUGUGUUAGCGUCACUCGCUACCUAGCAAUCGCACACCACCGUUUCUACACCAAGAGGCUGACCUUCUGGACUUGUCUAGCUGUCAUCUGCAUGGUGUGGACGUUAUCAGUGGCUAUGGCGUUCCCGCCGGUGUUAGACGUAGGGACGUACUCUUUUAUCCGGGAGGAGGACCAGUGCACGUUCCAGCAUCGUUCCUUCAGGGCAAAUGAUUCGCUGGGCUUCAUGCUCCUGCUGGCGCUCAUUCUCCUGGCCACACAGCUGGUUUACCUCAAGCUCAUCUUCUUUGUCCACGACCGUCGAAAGAUGAAGCCAGUCCAGUUCGUGCCUGCUGUCAGCCAGAACUGGACCUUCCACGGGCCAGGCGCCAGCGGGCAGGCGGCGGCCAACUGGCUGGCCGGAUUCGGUCGAGGCCCCACCCCGCCUACCUUGCUGGGCAUUCGGCAGAACAGCAACGCAGCGGGCCGCAGGCGUCUACUGGUGUUGGAUGAGUUCAAAACAGAGAAGAGGAUAAGUAGGAUGUUCUACAUCAUGACGUUUUUCUUCCUGGCACUGUGGGGGCCCUAUCUGGUCGCCUGCUACUGGCGGGUGUUUGCAAGGGGCCCUGUAGUCCCUGGGGGCUACCUGACGGCAGCCGUGUGGAUGAGCUUUGCCCAGGCUGGGGUAAAUCCUUUCAUCUGCAUCUUCUCCAACAGAGAGCUCCGGCGCUGCUUCAGCACCACACUCCUCUACUGCAGAAAAUCCAGGUUACCAAGGGAACCCUACUGCGUUAUAUGAAGGUUUCGCUGUGGUUUUUCUUUUUCUCGUCUAUGUCUCUAUUUCCCUGAUUGAUCUUGAUCUGGGCUUGUUCCCAUUGUACAGCGCACUCUCUCUUCUAUCUCUCUUCUCUUCAUCCUCCAGUUUUUCCUCCUGUUCCUCCUUCUCCUAACCCUUGUUUUUAGAGGUAGAAGGUGGACUGCCAAUCACAAAGGUUUUGCCGGGGUGAUUGACUAUGAAGUGGAUCAAACAUGGAGGCUGAAGGGAAUGGGAGUUCGCAGGAGGUCUGGAUCCCCUCCUGUGUUUAUGUUCUAGUAAACAGACAUGUGGAAGGCCAUGCCAAUGCAGAAAAGCAAAAAGUUGAAGAAGAACAAAAAAAUGAAAAAAGAAUUGACAAAACACUAAAAACAAACCCUCUUGCUUUGGAUUUUUUUGAAGAUGCGUUAUUCCGUGAGGUGUGAAAUACAUAAACAUGAAAAGAAAAAGAAACAAGAACAAAAAACAAAGAAAUGAUACCUCUCAAGCAAUCACUGGAAAUGUUUUACAUUUUAAGAGUUGCACUAAAAAGAAGAUGUAAAGAUGCUUUUUUUUUUGGUCAACAGUUGCCAAUUGAAUUGCAAGGACAACUUUUUUUGUUCUUUUUAUUCCAAACUUAACAAUGAAUGCUUUAAUUUGCAACAGACGACACAAUCGCUGUAAGUAAAGCAAAACUGUUGGAAUACACCAUCACAAGAGGAUAAAAUGGUUUUAAUGUAAGUGAUAUCUUUUUUCAUUUACCGGGCGGGGGCUUAACGCUUGGGAUUUACAAUGUGUGGUUUUGAAGUUGCAACUACAAACUAGAAAUUAUUUCUUGUAGUUUUAUGAUCCAUAUGUCCCUAGUGUACGGCAUUGUUAUUUUCUUAUCACCUUUUACAAAAAAAAAAGAGGAAAAAAGAUGAAAUGGUGUUUGGGUUUUGAAAAAAAAAGUUGCUUUUAAGAACAAACUUGUGCUUAAAAAAGACAUUGAAAAAGUAGUUAAAUGUUUCAUCAUAUCCAUGUACCUAAACACUAUCAUAUUGUUACCGUAUUGCUGAUGCCACUCCGGGUGUUCUUGCCUUAAUGGUUAUGAUAUUGUCAUGUUUCUUGGUUGUUGGGUUAUUUUUUAUUUCUUUCAUUCCCUCCUAAAAAGUUGUUCUUUAGAUGCAAGGGGAUUUUUUUUUUUUUCACAUCAAUGUGAAGUGCAUGUCCAUUUUUUAAAAAGCUGGUCCACUCCCAUGAGCAUCACAGGCCAUACACUGAGCAGCCCGUUUUUAUCCUGCAAUGGUUUGCUACUCCCCACAGAGUGCUGAGAGCACAGGGAGUGUGUGUGCACGCGCGUGUGUGUGUGUGUGUGUGUGUCAGUGGGUGCAUGUGUGUGCGUUUCAAAGCGUGCGUGCUGCUGUGUGGAUCAGACAACAGUCACUUCAAGACCAGAGCCUUAGUAUGAAAUCUUGCACAAUUUGUAAAAAAUGUAAAAGACAAAAAAACAGACAUUUAAGGCACACCGUCUUGUUUCUACUUUCCCUACAUUUGCUCUCUACUGAUUGUUUUCAAUGACUUACUUUUUUCUCUUGUGGCCAUUUUAAUAUUUAUUAUGUAUUCUUUUUUUGUAUAUUAUAGAUAGAUUGUGUGUAGGUAUGUGAGUCUUUUAUUUUGAAGUCCCGAAUGUGAGUACAGUUUCAGUUAGGAUUGCAUUUGCUGAAAGUUAACUGUGUAAUCUGUUGCUUUUUGAAAAUAAAAAGUUUCCAUUUUA
Messenger RNA from Etheostoma cragini (Arkansas darter), 3326 nucleotides. It is a transcript of the gene gpr85, whose product is annotated as G protein-coupled receptor 85. The record is from RefSeq and is a predicted model, not a curated record. Gene Ontology annotation, molecular function: G protein-coupled receptor activity. Gene Ontology annotation, cellular component: plasma membrane. The coding region runs from base 443 to 1576 and encodes 377 amino acids. Gene Ontology annotation, biological process: G protein-coupled receptor signaling pathway. The transcript is spliced from 2 exons. Lineage: Eukaryota; Metazoa; Chordata; Actinopteri; Perciformes; Percidae.